UCAAAACUGUUUAAAUUGAUUCAAAAUUUUCAGAAAAUGACCGCUGCAGAACCUUCGGCGAGUUUCACGACUAAUCCGGAUGAAGAAGUCCAGUGGGGGUGGGUCUAUAGAGAAAAAACGAAGAGGGAGCGUGAAAGCCGAAAGCUCCCCACCAAAAAGGAAUCCGUUGACUUGAAAUGUCUCAUCGAAAAAUUCAAACAGAAAUUAGCUUGUCCUGCAAAAUGCAAGAACAAGUCCAAGACGAAAGCGCCGAAAAAGCCGAAAAAGAUCGGAGUACUGGAACGCAGUACUAUGUCGAAAAAACAAUACUGGGAUAUGUUGUCUACGCCUCAUCAGCCCGUUCAAAAGAUCGACGAGAAGUGCGCGAAGAAAACCUGCAAUUUGAUGCCAUGCCCGCCAAGAAUUGUUUUAAUGUCGAUGCCUCCGAAAAGGGCAUUGUGGGAGACAUGGAAAAACUACCAUAAUGUUUUGUCCCCUCAGACUAUUUUAAGAAUUGACGACAUGCUGCAUACCGAACAGAAUGUUAAUCCGCAACAAGCAUCGGUUUACUUCAAGUGUGCUGAUAGAAAGAAACGCAGAAAACGCAUGCUGAAAAAACUAAAAAAACUUAAGGCAAAGAAGAAAAAAUUACGCGCGAAAAAGGAAUGGGUGGUUAAACAAAUAGAAAAAAUCACAUGCGCCAUUCUCCUUUACAUACACGAUGCGCCAUACUUCGACCUUAACUAUAAACAAUACCUCUUUUCCACUGGCAUUCUUAAUAGACUUCACGAAACAAAACAGUUGCCCAAAAUCGAUAGAAACACUAAAAAUCCUUACAAGAAAACCUUAAUCGAAAUAUCGGAUAAAACCGCGGUGUGGGUUGAUGCUUUGAUGCGAUUUGUCGAAAACCAGUACGUGGAAUCGGACAGUGAUGUGCCCGAAGCAGAGGAAUCUGAAUUCACUUCGACGGUGGAAACGACUAUAGAAGAGGAAGAAGAAGGAGAAGAAGAGGGAGAAAUGGAAUCUGAAGUAAUCGAGAAGGAAGAGGAGGAGGAGGAAGGAGAAGAGUUACCUUUAUUCGAACAAGAAGAGGAGGAAGUCGAGUUCUUCGAAGGAGAGGAUCAGUUACCAUUAUUUUCAGAUGACGAAGGGGGUGAAGGCGGUGGUGACACUACUGAUUACGAGGAUACAGGACUUUCAUUUAUGGCGGAAGAAGAUGAAGGCGAUUACGAAGGGGCCGACGCUGAAGGUGACGAAGAAGGCUAUGAAGCUGAAGAAACAGAGGAAGAGGAGGAACAGGAGGAUGAAGGUCAAGAAGACGUUUUGGAAGAAGAGCAGGCAGCAGUGAACUUAGAGGAAGAGGUACUGGAUACUAUAGUCGAAACUGCUACAGACGUCGAAGAGGCUCCUGAAGCAGUUAAUGAAUCUGAACCUCCAGAAGGAGCAGGCGAAGAACCCCAACCACCUGCAGCAGAACCGCCGAAAAAGAAACCGACGACUGCUAAAAAACCUCCAAGGAAGCCUCAGGCUGGAGGCGACACGGAUGACGAGGAAAAGGCUCUUGAAAUUUAUGAUGAAGCGGAGGGCGGAAUUGGCCUGGGAUUAGAAGGACCAGUAUCUGAAGAACCCAUGGACGUUGAUGUGUUGUAUGAAAAGUGUGGAAUUCCAGGCGAAAUUAAAUCCCACAAACCUGUUAAGGUUUUAGAGCACCAGCCGGGAACAAUUUGUUGCCUCUCUUUAAAGAUCUGGGCGGUGUGGCUGAUAGAAAUCACUCACAACGCUCAUAACUGGACUAUGUGGAUGGGUGAGACUAUUAGAAAAGUGAGAAAUUACGCGUCAAUUGUACGAGGAGAAGUUAAAGACGAAUCUGGAGACACUGCGAUGUUGUACAAGGCUGACUGGAGAAAGUUUUGUAGGGAAACGAAAGCUUCGAUAAACAAAUGGAACGAAUACAGCAAGCACGUACAACAACUUAAUCAGGAAAUUUCUGAUGAGUUUAAAGAUAAGAGAGUUGUGUGCUGUCCUAAGUGUUUACAAGAUAACGCUAUUAAAAACGUAGUUGCUGCUCAUAAGACAUUCAAGGCGUUAACUGACGCUAUGGAUAAUGCGGCGUUUUGGCAUUGUAAUUUGGAAGAAUUGAUAGAUAAGGCUACACCACUCUCAGAAGCAGCUGCAGAUGAAUGCCGCGAGUACGAAAUGGAUGACGCAAUGCCUUCCAUUGUAGACUUCCAAGAGGUAUUUCAAAAUAUUUGUCAGGAUGAAAGGCCGAGCGUGGGUUCAAUUUACAUAUUGGAAGAACUGGAUGUCCCGGGAGCAGCCUCUACCAAAACAGAAAGCAAGAUCAAGCCGAAAAAAGGCAAAGGUAAAAAGGAAAGCAAAAAGGGUAAAGAAAAAGGGAAAAAGAGAGUUUCCAUUGAUGAAAAACCUCAAAAACCGGCAGAAGUGCCGGUGCCACCAAAAGAUCCGCCGUGUCCACCGAGAGCUUCCACGAGCCUCGGACAAACUGAGGGCGAAAGAAGAUGGUCGGACGGAGCUAGGGUUCAUAAGAAACCGUGUACGUGCAGAAAGCAAAAGAGAUCCGCUACUGCACCCGCCGAAACAGAAAACGUUUCCAGAUUCGUUAACAAGCCGAAGGAGUGUCCGGUUACAUGCAAAAAGAAGAGAAAGUGAAAUGUUUGUGUUAUAAAUAAAUUUGUUGAAUGAUGA
Messenger RNA from Aethina tumida (small hive beetle), 2685 nucleotides. RefSeq lists its product as uncharacterized. The record is from RefSeq and is a predicted model, not a curated record. NCBI's taxonomy places the organism in Eukaryota, Metazoa, Arthropoda, Insecta, Coleoptera, Nitidulidae. The transcript is spliced from 6 exons. Bases 37 to 2649 code for a protein of 870 amino acids.